AUGGUUACUCUUAUUAUUAACGUCCUCUUCAUUAUCGAUACGACACAAAGGAUGAGCUCUGAUAUGGAUAAUGAUCAAAAUAAGGUUAAAGAUGAAGAGUUACAUAAUGGUUUGGCUAUGAGGGGUUCUGGGGGUACGGGAGGUGCGGGAGUGAUAAAACUGGAAGUGGUGUCGAGUCAGUCGCGAGUGAGUGUGACCAUCGAUGGCGCGACUGAGCACUCGAUGGCACAGACAUGGAAGACGCAGAUGUGGUGCGAGAGAGUGGUCGUGAAGGCCAUCCUCACCAGUCUAUUGGUCAGGAGAAGUACUGUUCGUGUAUUACAGUUGGCAUUAGUGCUCAUUUUGAUGGCAACUGUUGUCAUAAACGUCUUAUUCAUUGCGGACACAAUCAAAAGACUUAACAAUGAAUCCAUGUUUGACUUGCAAGACAGGCUCAGACAAGCCAAUGGUGUGGCUAUGAGGGGUUCUGGGGGUACGGGAGGUGCGGGAGUGAUAAAACUGGAAGUGGUGUCGAGUCAGUCGCGAGUGAGUGUGACCAUCGAUGGCGCGACUAUUGUGGACGACUCGGAUGAGGGCAAAGGUCGGGGCAUUCAUGUGUUGGUAUUGCAUCAGUCGACCGGUUCAGUGAUGGCUCAGCGCCUGUUCGACACGUAUUCGCCACACGAAGACGAAGCCAUGUCUUUGUUCCUAUCGAUGGUAACGGACGGAAGGAUUGUGAUAAUGGGUAUCAAAGACGAGGGAACCUUUCAGAUGAAACAGUCCACAAGGGAUGUGCUCAAGAGGUUGGGCUCAUUGCGCUCUCAACAGAUCGGUUGGCGAGACAUGUGGGCAAUGGUUGGCCAGAAGGGCGGCAAACUGUUGGCCGAGAGUUACAGCCGUUCGCCAGAGUUCAACAGUUGGGGCGCACCGGUAGUUCUUCGGGUGGACAUAGGCUUGAGUACUGCUGUGGACAGUGAGUGUGAUUGGAGUGAAAGUGAGGAGAACUGGCGGCGCAGGAGCUUCUGCUCGCACAUCGAGGGCUACGGCAGUGUCUGCAGCUGUUCAGAGCCGGCGCCACUCACUCUGACCGGUGUUGUCGACCCCGACGACCCCAUCUCAUCGGUUCCCGUGGCUAUUGUCGCCUCCAAUCGCCCCCAAUAUCUGUACCGAAUGCUCAGGUCUUUGUUGUCGGCUUCGGGAUGCAAUCCGGCGAUGAUUACGGUCUUCAUUGACGGCUACUUCGAGGAGCCCCUGGAGGUGACCAAACUGUUUGGUCUGCGAGGCAUUCAACACACGCCCAUCGGUGUGGCCAACGCCAGGAUCAGUCAGCACUAUAAGGCCAGUCUGACGGCCACUUUCAACCUCUUUCCCGACGCCAAGUACGCCAUCGUAUUGGAAGAGGAUUUGGAUGUUUCGCCCGAUUUCUUCCAAUACUUCUCGCAAACCAUGAGACUCUUGGAUGAGGACGAGUCCCUAUACUGUAUCAGUGCGUGGAAUGAUCAGGGAUACGAACACACCAGCGCCGACCCACACCUCCUCUACCGGGUCGAGACGAUGCCCGGCUUGGGUUGGCUGCUGAGCCGACGCCUCUAUAAGGAGCAACUGGAGCAGAGUUGGCCCACCCCUGAGAAGUUGUGGGACUGGGAUAUGUGGAUGCGUUUACCCGACAUCCGACGCCAGCGCGAGUGUAUCGUUCCGGACGUGUCGCGCACCUAUCACUUCGGCUCCUCGGGACUCAACAUGAACUCCUACUUCCAGGACAUCUACUUCAACAAACACGCCUUCAAUACCAUGCCUCACAUCCAACUCCACCACAUCGACAGUGUCAAGAAAGACAAUUACGAGCGACUCGUCCACGACUUACUGCGCAAAGCAAUAGUCGUCGACCACAGCAAGAGUCCGUGCGAACAGUCAUUCAUUCCCGACACGACUGGCCACACAUAUGUCGUAUUCAUCAAAAUGCUUGCCCCCAAAGACUACUCCACGUGGCUCUCAUUGGCCAAGUGUUUCAAGAUCUGGGAUUUGGAUCCUCGCGGAUACCACCACUCCAUGUGGAGGUUCUUCUAUAAGCGCAACCAAGUGCUGGUCGUAGGCGUUCCCAACAGUCCCUACUCUGUUUUCAAACCCUCAAGACUUACUCCACUUUAUUUCGACGACCGAAACACUGGUGACCAAAAUCGACUGUAACUCGUAUCUCAUAUUUAACUAAUCAAAGC
Messenger RNA from Oppiella nova, 2195 nucleotides. Lineage: Eukaryota; Metazoa; Arthropoda; Arachnida; Sarcoptiformes; Oppiidae. The record is from the annotation of a GenBank genome assembly.